Hermetia illucens (black soldier fly) is the source of this 1045-nucleotide messenger RNA. Its product is annotated as replication stress response regulator SDE2. The transcript has a single exon. Gene Ontology annotation, cellular component: nucleus. Bases 42 to 959 code for a protein of 305 amino acids. The record is from RefSeq and is a predicted model, not a curated record. NCBI's taxonomy places the organism in Eukaryota, Metazoa, Arthropoda, Insecta, Diptera, Stratiomyidae.
GUUGACAUUCGUAUCAAAACAAACUAAGUGACGACGUCGAGAUGGAACCUGCCUUGUUUUUGUGUGGGAAUAAAGUUGCGGUUCUAGAGACCAGUUCAACGUUACUAGAUGCUAUCGAAAUUCUAACCAACCAAUUCGGAGUCUGUACCUCAGACGUUUACUUCACCAGCAAUGGCAAGCUCGUCAACAAUGCAACUUCCCCACUGUCCCAUAACAUCCAUGCAAACAUUCGCUGCAAUGGAGGUAAAGGCGGUUUUGGAUCAAUGCUCCGUGCUAUUGGGGCACAAAUUGAAAAGACAACAAAUCGUGAAGCCUGCCGGGACCUAAGUGGACGUCGCUUGCGGGAUAUCAACGAGGAGAAACGCCUGAAAGCGUGGCUGGACAAACAGAAAGAUCGAGAAGCUGAAGCGGAGGAGAAAAAGCGAAAGAAGUUGGAAAAACUGAUGGCUGUGCCAAAGCAUGACUUCAAGGAUGCUGAGUAUGAAAGUGCCCGCUCUGAUCUAACAGAGAAAGUCAGUGAAGCAGUGGAGGAAGGUUUUAAGAAAGCGAUGGCCAAGGGUGGCGGCGGCCCGUCUACUGCGGGCGUGAAAAGGAAAGCCGCCGAGGAUUUAGCGAAAGAAAAGAAAAAGAAACCAGCACUUUGGAUCGAUGAUGAUUUGAGUUCCUCGACCGACACAAGCGAUUCAGACGACGACGAUGGAGGCAGCAGCCAAAAUGAGGGGCGACAUGGUUCCAGCGAAGACUCAAACAGAAAUUCAGAUAAACCAGAGACUUCCAACGCACCACAAAGUAUCAAACCCGAUGGCAAUAAAACAGAAACUACUGAAUCGACGGGCCAGAAACUUCCAUCAGGGGAUCUAGCCGGUAGCAACGGUUCGACCGAAUGCAGUGAAAAUGAAGCGGACAAAUCUGAAGAUACUCCUCAGAGCUCCAGUAUGGGUGCAGUUGCAAGUGGAUAGCUAUAGAUACACAUGUAGAUAUCAGAGAACAUCUAAUUAAGUUACAUGUUAAAUUAAAAAUUUAAAUAAAUACUCUUAGGACGACA